Messenger RNA from Penicillium chermesinum, 1650 nucleotides. RefSeq lists its product as uncharacterized. Gene Ontology annotation, molecular function: L-histidine transmembrane transporter activity; L-serine transmembrane transporter activity; L-glutamate transmembrane transporter activity. Gene Ontology annotation, biological process: amino acid transmembrane transport. Bases 1 to 1650 code for a protein of 549 amino acids. The transcript is spliced from 7 exons. The record is from RefSeq and is a predicted model, not a curated record. Gene Ontology annotation, cellular component: fungal-type vacuole membrane. NCBI's taxonomy places the organism in Eukaryota, Fungi, Ascomycota, Eurotiomycetes, Eurotiales, Aspergillaceae.
AUGGGAACGGAUGGGGCGGAUGAAUGGGUGACUCCGGAAGAAGUAACGACGGUCAUACUAGCCUUGGUGCAGUCGGACCAUGUGGGCGAGGCUAUUGGAGAUCAGUCUGGUCAAGAGCCCCAGUUGCUAGCAAGAGUGGUACGAUUCUUGAGGUUUCGAAAGGCGGUUGGGAUUGUCAAGCAGUUUCACAACGAGGGCAGGGGACAGCCUUACGACGAUACAAUGGAAGAAGAGGCACAUGUCGGGGUGGGCGCCUCAGGGCCAUCCCAGGGCCUCCGCCGGCAUUCCUCUCGAGGAAAGCGAAUGGGUGGUUUUGCUGGGCAAGCCAGCUGGGCCAGCAGCGUGAUCAACUUAGUCAAUACCAUCAUCGGAGCGGGCGUAUUGGCCAUGCCACUGGCUAUCUCACACUUUGGGAUCGUGUUAGGAGUCUUCGUCAUCCUGUGGUCUGGCUGCACCGCCGGUUUCGGUCUAUACCUCCAGUCGCGGUGUGCACAAUAUCUGGAUCGAGGAAACGCUUCGUUCUUCGCUCUGUCGCAACUUACGUACCCGAAUGCCGCCGUGGUAUUUGACGCGGCGAUUGCGAUCAAGUGUUUUGGCGUUGGGGUCAGCUAUUUGAUUAUCAUCGGCGAUCUCAUGCCAGGCGUUGUCCAGGGCUUCGUGGGCGGCGACCCGGCCAACGACGUGCUCGUGGACCGUCAUUUUUGGGUGACUGCUUUCAUGUUGAUUGUGAUCCCUCUUUCCUACCUACGCCGACUAGACUCUCUGAAGUACACUAGUGUUGCGGCGUUGUUUUCUAUGGCAUACCUCGUCAUCCUGGUGGUUUAUCACUUUGUUAUAGGCGAUACCACUCAAGACCGUGGGCCCAUUCGGGUGGGCCAUUGGGCCGGUCCCAUUCCAACUUUGAGCAGCUUCCCGGUGAUCGUUUUUGCAUUCACCUGCCAUCAAAAUAUGUUCUCGAUCCUGAAUGAAAUUGCGAACAACAGCCACUUUCGCACGACGAGUGUUGUCCUCGCCAGUAUCGGCAGUGCCGCUGCCACAUAUAUUCUCGUUGCCAUUACUGCAAUUGUCAUGCUGGUCGUCUUCUCAUACCCGCUGCAAUGCCACCCUUGCCGCGCAUCGGUCGAUGCUGUUCUCAAAUGGCGCCCCAUGUCUCAGAACGCAGGUCACGAAGGUUCUCCGAAUCGGCAUCCCUUGCUUGGACCGCGCGGAAACCGUACUCCAGAGCCCAUGAGCGAUCUUCGAUUCUCAAUUAUCACCACUACGAUUCUUAUUCUGAGCUACAUCGUUGCUAUGACAGUUUCUUCGCUUGAAGCGGUUCUGGCCUAUGUCGGCAGCACUGGGAGCACGAGCAUCAGUUUCAUUUUACCUGGCCUCUUCUACUACAAGAUCUCAUCACCCGAUUCGCCCGCUCACCGUGGUCUGUUGAAAGAGGACGACGAAGUCAGUGACGUGUCGGAUGAUGACGAUCAUGCCGGUGACGGCGAGGGCUCUCUAGCUCGUUCCUUGUCAGAAAGUGGUCUUCUGCGACGCAGUGGCCGCCACUGGCACAAAUCGUUACUCCGUCCACUCAGCUUGGCCUUGGCUUGUUAUGGCGCUCUUGUCAUGGUCGUCUGCUUGAUUACAAACACCUUCUUUAUCGCUUCGCAUUGA